Molecule: messenger RNA, 2332 nt
Organism: Lathyrus oleraceus (garden pea)
Lineage: Eukaryota; Viridiplantae; Streptophyta; Magnoliopsida; Fabales; Fabaceae
Product: probable LRR receptor-like serine/threonine-protein kinase At5g10290
Exons: 11
Coding region: 339-2177 (612 amino acids)
Biological process (GO): protein phosphorylation
Molecular function (GO): protein binding; protein kinase activity; ATP binding
Source: RefSeq, a predicted model, not a curated record
CUGUUUUCCCCUCAACUGUCCUCUUCACUUCCACCCACCCACUUUUUUACCAACAAAAACUAACUUUAACUCUUCACUUCAAAAUAAUUUUAUUUCGUUUUUCACUUCUCAAUCAUUCAAUCAUAUGUUUUCUUUGUUCUCUUCUUUGCUACUGUUGAACCCUGUUUGUUAGGAUUGAGUUUCUCUAUCCGUAGUUGAACCUAACAGUAAAUUGAAGAAUACCGUUUUGCUUAACUCUUAUUCUUUUUGCAGCUUUUCUUAUGCAUCGCUGAAAUGAAGAUUGUUGAUGUUCUGCAAAUUGAUUAUUGUUAUUAUUAUGCACAUUCUCCAAGUGGUUGAUGUAUGUGGAAAUGAAACUAGUGUCUAUUCUUUUGUUAUUGUUGGCUACCGUUUAUUCUUUUGCGCUUCCUCAGCUUGAUUUACAAGAAGACGCGCUAUAUGCAUUGAAGUUAUCUCUGAAUGCUUCGCCGAGCCAGCUUACAAACUGGAACAAAAAUCAAGUAAACCCUUGUACUUGGUCCAAUGUUUACUGCGACCAGAAUAGCAAUGUUGUUCAAGUUUCACUUGCUUUUAUGGGAUUGACAGGAACCUUGACACCAAGAAUAGGAGCUCUAAAACGUCUUACAACUCUUUCAUUACAAGGGAAUAGCAUCACCGGUGAGAUACCAAAAGAAUUUGGAAAUCUUACAAGCUUGGUGAGAUUGGAUCUGGAAAACAACGUAUUAACCGGCGAAAUACCAUCUUCCCUUGGUAAUCUUAAAAAACUUCAAUUCCUGACACUAAGUCAGAACAAUCUCAAAGGGACUAUUCCAGAAUCACUUAGCAGUCUCCCAAACUUGAUCAAUCUUCUGUUAGAUUCAAAUGAUCUUAGAGGACAGAUUCCUGAGCAGUUAUUCAAUGUUCCUAAGUACAAGUAUGUAUGUUUCACUGGAAAUAAGUUGAAUUGUGGCGUGAGUUAUCAGCAUCUUUGCACAUCUGAUAAUGCAAAUCAAGGUUCAUCACACAAAUCAAAAGUAGGCCUCAUAGUUGGAACAGUUAUCGGUUUGAUUCUUCUUCUUUUACUUGGUAGCCUUUUGUUUUUCUGGUGCAAAGGGUACAAGCGUGAAGUUUUUGAAGAUGUUCCAGGUGAAGUUGAUCGGCGAAUUACAUUAGGUCAAAUAAAAAAGUUUUCCUGGAGAGAACUACAAAUAGCUACAGACAACUUCAGCGAGAAAAAUGUUUUAGGACAGGGAGGCUUUGGAAAGGUUUACAAAGGUGUUUUAGCUGAUGGGACAAAAAUUGCAGUUAAAAGGCUAACUGAUUAUGAAAGUCCCGGGGGUGAUCAAGCUUUCCAGCGGGAAGUUGAGAUGAUAAGCGUAGCUGUCCAUAGGAACCUUUUACGGCUCAUUGGGUUUUGUUCUACUCCAACAGAACGUCUCUUAGUUUAUCCUUUCAUGCAGAACUUAAGUGUCGCUUCUCGACUACGAGAGCUCAAACCCGGGGAAUCCGUUUUGAAUUGGGCUACAAGAAAAGGAGUGGCUCUUGGAACAGCCCGAGGCCUUGAAUAUCUUCAUGAACAAUGCGAUCCUAAAAUUAUUCAUAGGGAUGUAAAGGCGGCAAAUAUAUUACUAGAUGGAGAUUUCGAAGCCGUUGUCGGCGACUUUGGUUUGGCAAAACUGGUUGAUGUUCGAAGGACUAAUGUUACAACUCAGAUUCGUGGGACAAUGGGCCAUAUAGCUCCUGAAUACUUGUCUACGGGAAAGUCUUCAGAAAAAACAGAUGUUUUUAGUUACGGGGUUAUGCUUUUGGAGCUUGUUACAGGUCAACGUGCAAUUGACUUUUCGCGUUUGGAAGAUGAAGAUGACGUGUUAUUGCUUGACCAUGUGAAGAAGCUACAACGGGAGAAAAAACUAGACGCAAUUGUUGACAGCAACCUUAAAAAAGAGUACAACAUAGAAGAGGUUGAAAUGAUAGUACAAGUUGCAUUACUGUGCGCACAAGGUAUGCCGGAGGAUCGUCCGGCAAUGUCAGAGGUUGUAAGAAUGUUGGAGGGAGAAGGGCUGACUGAAAGGUGGGAAGAAUGGCAGCAUGUGGAGGUUAGUCGGAGGCAAGACUCGGAGAGAAUGCAAAGAAGAUUUGCAUGGGGAGAGGAUUCGAUUCAUAACCAAGAAGCCAUUGAGUUGUCGGGUGGAAGAUGAGACGGAACCAUAAAUUUCUGUCGACAUUUUUGAUGUUGUCACAGAUAUCUCAUUUCAACCAAAAUUGCAAUUGUAGCAAUAUUUGUAGCAACAGUAUAGAUACAAAAACGUUUUUGCAACUAGAAAUGAAACAAUUCACGGAUGUUGCAUUGACA